AUGCGUCAAGCGGUAUACCAGCAUUUAUUUUUUGGUGUUAACUUUCUUUCCUACAUAGAUGAACCGGCAAAAGAGGUCCAAAUAUCAACAGUUCAAAAGUCAAUUGAAGGUCAGAUCCAGAGUCCAAGGACGGAGGCGCUUCCGGUGGAACAUAUCGAUUUCCGCGAUGGCCAAUCCAAUGGGUCACAUCCCGCUAGCACACCUGGAGUUGACCAUUUACCUCGUGUGAUAAACAAGCCUACAUCCCCAAGCUCCACUGCAAUGAGCCCUUCGGCCUCGUCAUCUCCAAAAGUUAAACAAUCGGAGGCUACCGUAGAUACGUUGCGUGUUCCGAAACUCGUUUUGAUAGCACCCUGUGGUGACCAUACACAACUUAACGAAUCGACCAAUGGAGAGACGUCACCAGUCGCAACCCAAAAGGCCCCAGAAACAACAUCGCCAAAAGAAGCUAUUGGAGGGUUUAGAUAUCUGGACCCGCAGAACACAGGGUUUGUUGAUGCACAAAAAGUGACGGGCUACUGGACAAAACUAGGAAUUCCGGAUCCAGAAACAGUAUUAAAGAAACUUGGUUUUCCUUGUCAAGGUCAAUUAGAUUUGAAGAUGCUGACGGAAGAACUGGAAAGCUAUAUGGCUAUCAAUAACUCAACAGAUACGAUAGCUGUGGCGGCGAUGCUGACACUUUUAAACGAGUGGCGCCUAUCC
Molecule: messenger RNA, 702 nt
Organism: Opisthorchis viverrini
Lineage: Eukaryota; Metazoa; Platyhelminthes; Trematoda; Opisthorchiida; Opisthorchiidae
Exons: 4
Source: RefSeq, a predicted model, not a curated record